Aspergillus calidoustus is the source of this 1335-nucleotide messenger RNA. The record is from the annotation of a GenBank genome assembly. NCBI's taxonomy places the organism in Eukaryota, Fungi, Ascomycota, Eurotiomycetes, Eurotiales, Aspergillaceae.
AUGCUCGUCUCCGUCAGGUCCCACCAACGUUCGCGGCAGUACCCCUACGCGCUGCGAUGGAGGAAGGCCAAGCACGACAGACACACCCUUUCUCGUGUACCGGAAGAGAAAACAAUCACACCGCUCAUCAAGAGUCUCAACUUGGACCUCGGGGAGCUUUUGCAUACGCCGCUAUGGUCUCGCCAUCAGAUCUCGAUCCCGCCAGUCGAUGCACCGUCUCGGUUCGGCCAGUUUGGUGGUCAGUUUGCCGCAGAACUACAGAUGGAUAUCCUUCUAGACCUUCCCAGUGUGUUCCACAGCAUACUAUCAGACAACUCCUUCUGGGAUGACUUUACCGCCUGUCCCCUCAUUCGUCCCAGUCCUCUUCAUUUCGCUCAUAACUUGACGAAGGCCGUCGGUGGGGCCAAUAUCUGGCUCAAGCGCGAGGACCUCAACCCGUUCGGCAGCUACCAAGCCCGAAAUGUUGUAGGUCAGACCCUGUUUGCCCACCGUAUUGGGAAAACGGAGAUUGUUAUGGACUGCGGAUUCGCUGGUCACGGCCUUGUAUGUGCCGCCAUGUGUGCACGUCUGAAGAUGAAGUGUACCAUUCUCAUGGGCACCUCUGAUGUCUCAGCCCAGCCUGAUGCGAUCAAGAAGAUGGAAGAACUAGGUGCCACUGUGAUUAGUGCACAAUGCCCAGGGAUGACCAGAGGAAGAGACAAGGGCUACCACCGAACCGCUACCAACGAAGCUCUUCGCUACUCUCUCACGCAUAUUGAUUCCGCAUACCAUAUUACUAGCGGUACAGUCGGGCCUCACCCUCUACCUUCUAUUGCCCGGACCUUUCAGUCGCUACUCGGACAAGAGAUAAAGAACUGCAUCUCCCGAAUGACUGGUAGGGAGGACAGCGCGCCAGAUGCUCUGAUUUCCCAUGUCGGCUCAUCUGGCGCUGCAGCUCUUGGUAUGUUCGCGAUAUUCAUUGACGACCCAGCUGUGCGACUCGUCGGCGUUGAGGCCGCCGAUGCUGCCCCUUUGACCCACGGGUCUGUGGGCGUCAUGUACGGGUGCAAGACUCUUCUGUUACAAGACGAUGACGGCCAGAUCCUGGAAACUUAUUCCGUUGCCCCCGAUCUAAAUUUCCCUUGCGCAGGGCCAGAGUUGGCUCAUUGGAAAGACAUGGCACGACUAGAGACAGUCACAGCGUCAAACGAGGAAGCCGUGCAGGGCCUGCGUAUCUUGUGCGAGCAUGAGGGAAUUGUGUCUAGUUUGGCGACGGGUCAUGCAGUUUUGCAGACUGUGAGGUUGGCGAAAGAGUUGGGGGCAGGCAAGGAUGUUGUUCUACUCGUUUCUGGGUGA